Papilio machaon (common yellow swallowtail) is the source of this 579-nucleotide messenger RNA. RefSeq lists its product as uncharacterized. The coding region runs from base 1 to 579 and encodes 192 amino acids. The record is from RefSeq and is a predicted model, not a curated record. NCBI's taxonomy places the organism in Eukaryota, Metazoa, Arthropoda, Insecta, Lepidoptera, Papilionidae. The transcript is spliced from 4 exons.
AUGAAGACAGUUACACGUAAUUCAGAUAUAAAUUCAUCAAAGCGAGAAUCUUUAAGAGAUUUAGUGAAUAAAUUAGUUAAAAGAAAAUCUUCUGAAUUACCAGAAAUUAAUAAAAAAAGGAUAAUAGAAAGUGUAUUAUCUAAUACCCCAAUACACAGCUCAGAGAAUAUCUCCUCUUCUUUUGUGAAUAAUUGGUUUGAUCAAUGUAUACCCAGCACUAGUAGAGAUGAAAGACAUAGCUACGAUGAGAAUAUUCGAUGUAUUUUGGAGAAAUUGGAUACAACGCUCGUAGAAAUACAUCAUAACACUGAUAGAAGAUUCAUCAAGACAUUUGUGGAGACACAGAAGAGGUUCAGUGAGUUGAAGAGGGUACACCACGAGGUGUACGAGGAGACGCUGAGGGAUCUCAAUUACAAAUUCAAAAGAUUACAAGAUAUGUCUGAUGAAAUAUUUGAAGAGAUGAUAUCUAGAAUGAGAGAUGUUAUCACAGAAGAUAGAAAGCAAAAUAUAGCGAUGGUUAAAAUUCUCAAAGAGGAUGUACAGGCUGUGGUCGACUUUAACGCGAGGAGAGCCAAAUAA